UAUGGGAUGAAGAGAGGAGGGAUUAUCACAAAAGGAUUUAGAGUAUAAAUAGAAUUACAUGGGCAGAAUAGACAACUAGAAACAGUCAUAAUGAUACCAGCAUUGAUGCCUUCAAUUUAAAGGGUUGAGUGGAACUCUAAAGGAGCCUGUCACUUCAGUCUUCACGGCCAGUCUCUUUCACAUUCUCCUUCCCCAACAGAGGUGGCCAGGGGGUUUUAGGGAACAGAGCUGCCCCCUGUCUUCAGACACCUGCUGCUGCCUUGACACAGGGGAUGUAGAGAGAGAGGGGGGCGCCUCACUAGACCCAUGCAUCAACCCUGGUCUGGAGGAUUACAAUUCCUAGCUGUCCAAUCUUUACAUCAGUGAGUAAGGAGGGUGGACGCACAGGGACGCACAGACGGACGGAAGGAAGAGAUUCAAAGGAUCUCUUAUUGCCCAUGCCCCUCUCCUCCCCUCCAUGGAAUGAGGCGACUGUAAGAAUGGAUAACAUGGAGUAUAAAGACGAGUGGCAGGAUGAUGACUUUCCCAGACCACUUCCUGAAGACGGUGACAUGGAGUCUUCCUGUGGUCUCACCGAUGACAAAGCCUCUCCCCCCAACUCUCUGAAUGUUAGUGCAAGUGGAGGUGGCGGAGGUGGAGUAGUGUCCACUCAUCGCAAGCGCCGUACGUUAGUGGCCCCGGAUAUCAACCUGUCCCUGGACCACAGCGAGGGUUCCAUGCUGUCUGACGACUUCCUGGAUACGCCCGACGACCUGGACAUCAACGUCGACGACAUCGACACCCCCGACGACAACGACUCUCUGGAGUUCAUCACCAAUGGCAAUGAGCUGGAGUGGGAAGAUGAUACCCCGGUGGCCAUCGCCAAAGCGGGGCCUGGUGACGGAGUGGAGGAAGACUGUGCUGAUGGGACGGGGGGUAACGGGCGCCUGUGGAGGACCGUGAUCAUCGGGGAGCAGGAGCACCGUAUCGACAUGCAGGUCAUCAGGCCGUAUCUCCGCGUCAUCACCCAUGGGGGUUACUAUGGUGAGGGUCUGAAUGCCAUCAUAGUGUUCUCCGCCUGCUACCUGCCCGACAGCAGCUGUGCAGAUUACCACUACAUCAUGGAAAACCUCUUCCUGUAUGUGGUUAGCAGUCUAGAAAUGCUGGUGGCUGAGGACUAUUUGAUCAUCUACAUGAAUGGAGCCACACCACGGGGCAAGAUGCCAGGCAUAGGAUGGCUAAAGAAAUGCUAUCAGAUGAUUGAUAGGAGGCUCAGGAAGAACCUGAAGUCUCUGGUUAUUGCCCACCCCACCUGGUUCAUCCGCACUGUGCUGGCCAUAUCCAGGCCCUUCAUCAGUGUGAAGUUUAUGAAUAAGAUCCAGUAUGUACACAGUCUGGAUGAGCUGGCAGAGAUAGUCCCCAUGGAACAUGUGCAGGUCCCAGAAUGUGUAAUGCAAUUUGAGGAGGAGAGGAUCAAGGCUCGGAGAGAAAGGAUGGAGCAGGAACAGCGGCAGCAGGAGCAGCAACAUCAGCAGCAGGCAAACCCACAGGAGUCUUCUUCAGCCAAGGCAGAGAGGCCCAAGUCAAUGAUCGCAGAGCAAGGAAUCUGAAAAGGACCUCUUCCUCUAUGUUCAUCUCAUGUUGCUGAAAGAAGUUUGGAGCAUGAAAACAAUGUUUUAUAAGAAGCAAGAGGAAGGCCAACAAGUCUAAGAAUACUUCCUAAUUUAUCAAUAUCAAGCUGAAGAAAGAAUAAUGAUUUUUCCAUCGUGAUGUGAACCGACCUGACCCCCAGCACACACACACACACACACACACACACACACACACACACACACACACACACACACACACACACACACACUCCUCUGAAGAUCUUAGGUUGCAACUGAUUCCAUCAGGACAUUCCAAGGAAGGCAAAGUCCCGACAGGUACUCUCGCUGUUACAAAGACUGUACAACUGCACAUGUUACUUAAUUUUUACGACUGCUUGAGGCAGUUACUUUUGAACCCCCAGGUUCCCACCAUGAGAUUUGUAUCCAUUUCAAAUAUAGAUACCAGUGUGACAGUGAAAUCCCUUUGCAUUAGUCAAGAUGUAAGGAAAACGUACAAGAAUAUUGAAGAAAAUGUUCCACAGGACAUGUGAGAAAACAGGAAUAUUGUAGAACAUUUUCCACAGGACAUAUUGUAUCUGGUGUAAGCUGUCAGUAGCAGGCAGGUUGGUAACCAGAUCUGUUUGAUGUGUUGGAGGCUCGUGCGGGGACCAUGGUAGGCUAGACUUGAGGAUGUAGUGUAUGCUGAGAGGAGGAUAUGAUCAAAGAGGAGAAGAAGAGGGAAGAGAGAGUCAAGCAAUGCUUCCCAGAGAGCUCAGCAAUGGUGUAUGCUGUGGCAUAAUAAACUAUCUUUCACCCAUUAGCGCAAUGCUACUCCUUGUGUAGACCAGAAGGCUUUGCGGGACAUCAGAUGCCUUCACCUUUGCUUUGUUUUUGCCUCAUAAUGUCUCCUAAAACAGGCCUUAUUUUUAAUCUGCUGCGUUGCAUGAAUCAUUUUGAUGCCAUUGUUCCAUAUUCCUAGAUUGAUCUGGGGAUCAUUCAGUACCCAACCAUUCAGUACCCAACCAACCCAUGUACCUUACAUUCUGAUUAUGUCUGUACAUGAAUAUGAAGGCACACUGAAAGUAAGACCAACAAGAUAUGUGCUGUUUUUUCAAGAGGACAGCAUUUAGUUUAAAUUACUUUAGUCAUUCAUGUUGUGAUUUAAUCACAUAAUUUUUCCAUUGUGCUUUGUUUUUGGUACAGUCAAAGCAUGUCAACAUGUUGCCAGCCUGUAAUGUCCCUUCAGAUGUCCUAUAAGACAAUAGACUAGCUGUAAAUCUUCUAUUGGAUACUCACCUAAUGGAUGGUAAAGGGGAGGAAGUGUUAGAAUUUUUAUUUUUGUAAGAAUUACAUACAUGAUGUUUUGCCAGUGUAAAGUAAGUGUUGUUUUGCACUAUUGAAUUUGAUUGUCAUUAAAUGGUUAGCAUAGAAUCUAUCUGUGUAUAUUUGGGGACAGGUUGGCUUGCUAAUACUGUAUGUAACUCAAGAUGGAUUUUUGUGUGCUGUUGACAUUUUUGUGCAUUUAGUAUGUACAAGUUCAUGCAUUUUUGGUUACCUGUCUAGGCAUGCACCUCUAUAGCAAGUAUGAUGAUGAGAAAUGUCUAGAUGUUUCUGAAAAGCCCAACUUCAAAAUGUUACUGUACAUUGAUUCAUGUCAAAUUGAAGAUAGACAUUUUCUGUGGACUGGUAUUGUGCAGAUGAUCAUGGGCUGGACUAGAGGUUACCGAUAUUCAAAGGACAGAGUAAGAAAAUGUCUUCAGAAAAGUUUACGAAACAUUCCGAACACUGGAACGUUUAUUUUGCCUUUGAAAUACCUAUCCCACCAAAAGGUAGGCCUAAACAAGGCACAUAAUUGCAGGAGUUCUUCUUGUAGUCUCCCAAUGUUGCUGGGGAUUGUGCCCUUUUCUAAGGAAUGUCAGUGCUUCUGAGUGCCUAUCUAUCUUUCAACCAAAUUCUACACAGAAAACUAUGAUGUGGAACGUAAAAAUAUAUUCUCUUAACACUUAGUUGACUACUGGGACUUUUUCCAAGUCAUUGGUAGUAAACUGAUUUUGUUGACAGUAGUGUGUUUUGGUAAAUGUUCUCCAUGGAUAGCAACCCCUGAGCAUCCAAAAAAGGAUGUGAAUCAUAUUUUCAGUCUUUAAAAGCACAAUAUGUUAUUACACUGGAUGAUUUGAAAGAGAUCAGUGGGUAAUUUGUCUGCUAGCAUACUGUAUGUAGUUUAUUUAAAAUAAAAAAUGCAAAGCUUAAAAUGGGGAUCAAAGAUUAGCCUUGUUCUUUAGAUUGUGAUGGUAAAUUCUUCCAUGUAAAUAAAAAAAUUAACUGU
Messenger RNA from Oncorhynchus nerka (sockeye salmon), 3897 nucleotides. RefSeq names its product caytaxin-like. The coding region runs from base 438 to 1589 and encodes 383 amino acids. Gene Ontology annotation, biological process: apoptotic process. The transcript is spliced from 13 exons. NCBI's taxonomy places the organism in Eukaryota, Metazoa, Chordata, Actinopteri, Salmoniformes, Salmonidae. Gene Ontology annotation, cellular component: cytoplasm. The record is from RefSeq and is a predicted model, not a curated record.